Molecule: messenger RNA, 720 nt
Organism: Penicillium subrubescens
Lineage: Eukaryota; Fungi; Ascomycota; Eurotiomycetes; Eurotiales; Aspergillaceae
Product: HHE domain protein
Exons: 1
Coding region: 1-720 (239 amino acids)
Source: RefSeq, a predicted model, not a curated record
AUGACCAGUUCAUCCAGCGACAUCGCAACCUCCUCCGGCCCAUCCCAACACCCCUUCUUCCGCGGCAACAUCGGUCCUCCCCUGCGCACCUUCACAGACGCCGCCGCCGCCCCAGCAGCACACGUCCGCAUCCUCCCCGCCAUAAAACACGACCACCGCGAACUAGAAGCACACAUCCACAAAAUCCUCCAAUCCGAAGACCCCGACGAACAAACCCGCUACCAAAACAAAUUCAUCUGGGAACUCGCCCGGCACACCAUCGCCGAAGAACUAAUCGUCUACCCCGCGCUAGCCAAACAUGUGAAAAACGGCAAAUCCAUCGCAGACAAGAACCUCGCCGAACACCAGGGUGUGAAGGAGCAGUUGAAGAAGUUUCAGGAAUUGUCCGCGGGCGAUCCGAGGUUUAAGCCUGCUUUGCAGAGGUUGUUGGAGGAUCUGGAGAGACAUGUUGAGGAGGAAGAAGGAGAGGAUUUGAUUUUGUUGGAGGAGGGGCUUUCGAGGGCGGAUAGUGAGGCUUUGACGAGGUCUUUGGAGAGGAUGAAAAUGUUUGUGCCGUCGAGGUCGCAUCCUGGUGCGCCGAAUAAACCGCCGUUUGAGACUGCGGUGGGGUUUUUGACGGCGCCGAUUGAUACGGUUGCCGAUUUGUUUAGGAAGUGGCCGCCUCCUGGGGAGGAGAAGAAGGAGGAGGAGAGGAAGAGAAGUUUGCCUAUUAUUCAGUAG